AUGCAAGUUGGCAUCCAACCAUUCCUGAGUCCUUUUGGAGCUAUUAAAUAUUCAGCAUGGCAGGUCAAACGCACGCUCUUCCUGUUUGUGUUGUCAGGUUGUGGCCAGCGGUUCCUGGUUGGUCCUCCAGGUGAGUCUCGGAUCAUUGGGGGGCGGGAGGCUCCGGAGGGGGCGUGGCCUUGGCAGGUGAGCAUCCAGCUGCGCUUCAGGCACCACUGUGGAGGCACCAUCCUCAACAAGCUGUGGGUUCUCACUGCGACGCACUGCUUCCACAAACUCCGAUGGAUCAGCACAAACCGUUUUCGCGUGGUGGCAGGACUGCGGGUGUUGUCCUCUCCGGGAGAUCACGUCCAGAUCCGCAGAGUCAGCAAAGUCAAAAUGCACGAGGACUACAACAAAGUCACGGUCGACAACGACGUGAUGCUGAUGCUGCUCAGUUCCCCCUUCGACUUCAACGACCACGUCCAGCCCGUCUGCACACCCCAGAACGUGAGCCACGAGUACAUCCUCAGCUUCAGCUCCUGCUUCAUCACCGGAUGGGGCAGCGCCUACUACCAAGGCAGGCUGAUGAACAGAUUGCAGGAAGCUCAGGUGGAGCUGAUCAACAGCAGCACGUGUAACCAGAGCAGCUGGUACAACGGCUUCAUCACCGACAACAUGAUCUGUGCCGGACUGGAGAGCGGGGACGCCGACUCCUGUCAGGGCGACAGCGGGGGUCCCCUGCAGUGCUACAGCGACAGCGACGACAGGUUUUAUGUGGUCGGAGUGACGAGCUUCGGGGAUAAAUGCGGGCUUCCUCACAGGCCCGGUGUUUACGCACGAACCAGCAGGUUUGCGGGUUGGAUCAAUGCGAGUCAGGCAGCGUCAGAGUCUACAGCACACAGACCAGACAUGAAACUCCUCUCAGCUCUGCUCAGCGCCGCUCUGAUGCUGCUCUGAAACAUCCAGACCGUUUUAAAAUAAAUCUCCAAAUCCUUAUUCCAUCAGUUUUUGUUUCUUACUAGUCAGUGCAGUUACCCUGUUAGAGCCGUCAGUGCUUUUUGAAAAGGUCCAAACACCCACAUUUCUCAAUCAGUAUCUUAUUCUCAGUGAUUCGCUCCAACAUGAGCAGUUUUCUACCAGAGUGGGAAUAGUUUGGGUUUUUUUUUUCACAAAAGAAUUUCUAGCUUUAUAGGUGUCUACACCCUCCCAGAUAUAGAAGUAGCAGUAAUAAACAGGAAAAUGCUGGUCAUAUGAUCUGGAAUCUAAUCACUUGGUCCUUGUUUUAUUUCUGACCUUUCCUGAAAAUUUAGUCCAAAUCCGUUGGUCCGUUUUUGAGUUUUUCCGGUUUUGCUAUAUGCUGUCACCGCCCACUUCAUCAUGUACUGUACUCCAAACUUUUAUUACUAUGCCAAGGAACGCGGUGGAGUUAUGUGACGAUCGGUGUCUGUCUGUCUGUUAACAACAUUACUCAAACACGGACCAACGGAUUUGGAUUAAAUUUUCAGGGAAGGUCAGAAAUAAAACAAGGACCAAGUGACCAAGUGAGUAUUGAUUGCAAUACUACAACUCUGUCAUUAAUUUUACUUUUACAAAGUGUCUGUAUUUUCUGUUUGUGCUGACGCUAAACUGUUGGUCAGUCUAGUUUAUGUUUAUGGUUGAAAAUCAUGUUUGUCAGAUAGAUUCCAGUUCAUUCAUGUCAACAAUGAUUCUUCUAAACACAUUCGUUAGUUAUGGAGUUCCACAAGGUUCUGUGCUGGGACUUUGUUUCUUGAUACACUUAGCCAGUAUUAUUAGAAAACACUCCAUAAACAAACUUUCACUGCUUUUCAGAUGUCACACAGCUUCAUUUAGCUCUGAAAUGUAUCAGUGACUCAAACUUUAAACAAGUUUUAAAGGCAUACAGGUCUGGACUGCUUUUAAUUUUCUUCAGCCCAAAAAUGCUAAAGUGGAUGGCAUCACUUUGGCCUAAAGCGCUAGAGUUGAGUUAUUUUAGACCAGGAUAUGCCCUUUAAUUCAAACAUAAAAUGGGUCUCUGCAGUUUGGUUAAAAUCAGGAACAUUCUGUCUCAGAGUGAUGCUGAAAAACUAGUCCAUGCAUUUGUUACUUCUGUCCUGGACUAUUGUAAUUACUUAUUAUUAGAAUGUCCCAAUAAAUCUUUGAAAAACAUCCAGUUGACCCAAAAUGCAGCAGCCAGAGUUCUGACAGCAAGAGGGAUUAUAUUUGUCCCAUAUUAGCUCCUCAUCAGUGGCUCCUUGUAAAAUGUAGAAUUUGGAAUUUAAAAUCUUUCUUCUCACAUCCCAAGCUGUUAAUGCCAGAGCUCCAUGGUAUCUUUUAGACCGUAUUGUUCCAUAUUUUCCCAAUGGAGCACUUCACUUUCAGACUGCAGGUUUACUUGUGGUUCCCAGAGUUUCCAGAAGCAGAUCCUUCAGCUAUCAGGCUUCUCUUCUGUGAAACCAGCCCCCAGUUUGGGUUCAGAGGGCAGGCACCUUCAUUAGACUUGGAAUUAUGGUUAAAACUUCCCUUUUUGAUGAUGCUUAUUGUUUGGGCCGACUCAUUCUUUUGUUGUGUUGGUAUAGACCUGAUUGCGUUUCUAUUAAUGCACUGAGAACUUCUCCUGUACUGGUUCUUUACAGUACCACAGUGAAUUUUAAAUGAAACAAUUCAGAUGCAGUUGAAGUCCAGACUUCAGCUUCAAUUCUGUGGGUUGAACUAAAAGAUUGCAUAAAAAUGUGAGAAACUAAAGCAUUUUUUAAACGCAAUCUCUUAAUUUCAGGGGCCCAAAAGUAAUCAGAUAAAUUAAGUAACUGAAAAUAAAAUAUUAAUUUGUAGUACUUGAUUGAAAACUCUUUGCUGGAAACAACUACCUGAAGUCUUGAACUCAUGGACGUCACCAGACGCUGGGUUUCCUCCUUUUUAAUGCUCUGCCGGGCCUUUACUGCAGCGGUUUUCAGUUGUCUUUCUUUCCUAAGUUUACUGCUUAACAGGUGAAAUGCUCAGUUGGGUUGAGAUCAAGUGACUGACUCGACCAUUCAAGAAUAUUCCACUCCUUUACUUUAAUAAAGCCCUGUGUUGCUUUGGCUGGA
Molecule: messenger RNA, 3065 nt
Organism: Acanthochromis polyacanthus (spiny chromis)
Lineage: Eukaryota; Metazoa; Chordata; Actinopteri; Pomacentridae
Product: transmembrane protease serine 11D
Exons: 5
Coding region: 1-939 (312 amino acids)
Biological process (GO): proteolysis; acrosome reaction
Molecular function (GO): serine-type endopeptidase activity
Source: RefSeq, a predicted model, not a curated record